UUUCUUGCAUCUACCGUAACUGUAAACUUCAAUGGUGGAAAUAUCCAAAGAUUCCAACCCCCAUUAAACGCCAAAACCUUCUCUUCUUUCAACCUUCUCCUCCUCCUCCACCUCCUCCCCUCCUUCCUCAAAACCCUAUUCCUUCAAUUUCACCUCCACAUUUCUUUUCUCUGUUCCUACCUUUUCCGAACACUUCUUUUCAACCACCAAUUCCACUCGCCCUCUCUGUUUCCAGAUCCAUUUCAAUUCCUUCGCUUCUGAUUUCCCAAGUGGGUGGGGUUUCCCCCCUUUUUGCCUAUUUGGGUAUUUCGUUUUAGGGUUUUUGAUCCCAUAAUUUUUCUGCGUUUAAGAAGAUUCGGCAACCCAUGUCGGCUGGAGUCUGUGGAAAGCGUGUGGGGUUUGAAGAGAUCUUUGGAUCUUCUUCUUCUCCGACGGCCUGUUCUUCCGCUAAGAGGUCUCGUUGGUCCACUUUCGGAUCCCCGACCCGAUCGGACUUCGGGUCUGGACCUGACGAUUCUGCUUCGGUUUUGCUUCAAAUGUUCCCUGGAGUUGGUGCAGAGGUGCCUUCCUUCGAUGAUUUUAGUGCUCGUGGUGACUCUGCGACGAUAGGAAAUUGUUCUACUGUUCUGGAUGAGAGAACAGCUACAUGCAGCCAAAUGUCACAUGAGAAGAUCGAAGAAGCUAAAGAUGUUAGUUCGGCCGUUGCUGAAGGGAAUGGAAUGCAUGGGUCCAAAUGGGUUGACAUGUUUGUGCAAGAAAUGGCGGGGGCAGUGGAUGUUGGCGAUGCUAGAAUUCGAGCUGCAAGGAUUUUAGAAGCUUUUGAACAUAAUGUAACUGUGAAUUCAAGAGAAUCGGAGGAGUUAAAGCAUGCUUCUUUGAAGGAGCAUUUGCAAAGUUUGGUAAAUGACAACCAAAUUUUAAAGAGAGCGGUAGCCAUUCAACACGAGCGGAAUCUCGAGCAAGAGGAGAAGACAAGAGAAGUCCAUCAGUUAAAGCAUGUCUUAUGUCAGUAUCAAGAACAAAUUCAAAGUUUAGAGUUAAAUGUAUAGAUUAGAACACCAUAGCUCGGGAAUCUUAUAUACCGACUCGAUGAAGAUUUAGAGAAGUUAGACUGUUGAAUACACAGCUAGCUGUCGGCUUAUAAUCUGAGUAGUCGAUGACCAUCCUUCGUUGGUUGUUACUCAGAUGCAAGAUUAAGAGAAGUUGUGCUGAAAGUUUGCUUUUGUAGUAAAUGCCACAAUUUCUCAUGUUGCUAUGAACAAUUUGUUUCUUUGCAGGUUAGAAAUUACACGUUAAAUCUCCAUCUGCAGAGGGCACAAUCUGUUUCAGGACCCUUCCACCAAGACAUAUUUUAAUGUUGUUUUUGUUUCAUUAAUUUUCUCUCUAUACCUUUUCUUUAACCAACGUUGAGUUGAUGCCAAUAUAUUAUAAAGUCAUUUGGGUUGUGAUUGUGAUAUUCUCAAGCCAAAGCCACUUUGGCAAGUUUGUUGUGAUGAAAUGUUCAAUGCUGAGCCCUACUUUGUUUGAAA
This is a messenger RNA of Cucumis melo (muskmelon), 1529 nucleotides long. RefSeq lists its product as uncharacterized. Lineage: Eukaryota; Viridiplantae; Streptophyta; Magnoliopsida; Cucurbitales; Cucurbitaceae. Bases 366 to 1049 code for a protein of 227 amino acids. The record is from RefSeq and is a predicted model, not a curated record. The transcript is spliced from 5 exons.